ACGGUCAAAAUGAGUACGUCGUGCCACGAAAUACAUUAACUGAAAUUGAAUCACGACUUUCUAUUACAGGCGCCGAGAGCACUACCGAUGUGGAGGAGGGAAGAGCACGACGGCGUGACACGGACCAGCUCAUAUUCCACGAAACCAAAGGCGACGUUCUGUUUGCCUGCAUUGUGCCCGUUAUACUCGGCUUCCUCGGCUUAGCGCUCAUCUUCGUCAUCAGCCGUCACGGAGGUAAAACCGAGGCUGCAGGUGAGCUCUGCAAGAACGGGAACUGCUUGCCCGACCGGAAGUUCCUGAUAUGCCGAAUGCGCAGCAAGGAUCUGUGGGAGGACGUGGUCUCUCCCGCAGCCCAGCUCUGCACGCAUCUAGUACUGACGCUCUGGGGAGACGACUUUGACGAGCGCGACCGAAGCCAGCAGGCAUUUUUCAAGUAUGCACUCAACCGUACGCGGCUCUACCUGACAGUGCAACCUGAGGAGUGUCCCAGAACGAGCCUCACCGACCUCUCGACCCGGUUCAUGUCCCUCCAUCUCGACGGAUUCGAAUUCUACAUGAAGGGAAACGAGAGCGCCGACGACGUGAAGGCGUGCUUCAAUCUCAUUGACCGAUUUGUUUCUUGGAAAGGCCCCAGCGCUGCCAUCCUGCGUAGCGGCCCUUACGGGACUCUGGUGAAACCCAAUGUGCUCGCCAACGUGUACCAACUGCACACCCCAGUCAACAACUCCGGCCAAAUACCCAACGCCAUCUUUGUCAAUAACUUAAAUUAUACAGAUUCGAGCCACGCAGCAGUCCGCACAGUUCGCAUAAAUGAAUUGCUUAUCCGCGCGCAGAAGGAAAGGGCCACCAGCAUCACCGAGGGAGCCCCCAACACUACAAACAUCUGCUACAGCUUGAGCUUCAUGGGGAUUCGCAUGGACACGCGGACGGUGGUCAAGUACUCUGAGGUGUGCGAAACGGUUCAGUGCUGCCUGGUCGACAAGUCGCACCAGCGCGACGACCGAAGUCGCUCGCUGGUCGCCACAGUGAUUAACCCGUUCCGGUACAAUGUGUCGUACGACGACGCCGACACGCUGGCCGAAAAGGUCAACGCGGUCACCUCGCUCACACGAGGCGCCCUCUGCAUCGCUGCCGAAGACGUGCAGGCCGACGACUUCGCCGGAAAGUGCAGCGGCCACAAGGCGCCUCUUCUCACCAAGGUGGCAGAACUGGCUCGUUGGCAUAAUAGCGCCUUCGUGGCCGCAACGAGCGGGAGCGGCGGCAAGACCGUCGUCGCAGGUUCCGCGGACGUCGUUCCGCUGCCCAAACCGGAAUUCCCUAUCGAAAUUUUCCUUUAGGAUUUCGCCGCCUGUUUGAUUUUUUUGUGUCUUCAAGUACGCAGCAGCCUACUUGCAAGAACACAUGUUUAUUGCCACUUGCAAUACAACGGAAAAGAACCACAAGGCACUUACGUGGCAGUCUUAUAUAGCUAUACAGUGCCACUAAUCAGUGACAUCACAGACACACACACACAAGCACGUGUUCAAGACUUCAGUGACGUCAGAGUGCCACUGCCGGUUCUAUCUAAGAGAUGAUGACACAACAAUUUUGACCAACGCGACACAUUUUAGUGAAACUGCACUGUUUUGUCCUUUUUUUAUUUGUAGUCUUGGUGGCAGUUUGGCACAUGUACUGCCAGCAUGAAGUGAAUUGCCAACAGCGCAGCGCGUGCCCAGAAGCUUAACUGGAGGCACGGGGCACGCCACCUGUAGGUCGGCCUGGUCGUUACCAGAAGCAGGCGCGCACACAUGGUUUGACCGCAGGGCGUUAGCAUGCUCAACCUGCUCUGAUAGUUCUUCUGUUUUCUUUUACUAUUGCGAUUAGCAGCGUUGCGCUACUUCAUCCACUUUUCGGGGUGCGCCACCGGGAGACUUCGUGGUGGCACCACUGAAUGACCCAGUGUGUGAAGAGGGAAGCUAGCGAGAGCAGCCAACGCCUCCUACGUAGCUAUCUAGGAAGCGUUGAAGCAGCCCGGCUGCAGACAAGCCUGAUACAUGA
Messenger RNA from Dermacentor albipictus, 2037 nucleotides. RefSeq lists its product as uncharacterized. NCBI's taxonomy places the organism in Eukaryota, Metazoa, Arthropoda, Arachnida, Ixodida, Ixodidae. The record is from RefSeq and is a predicted model, not a curated record.